UCCCCCUUUCUCUCCCCUUUCCUUCAACGGGCAAGGUCUUUUUUGAAAGGCUUCUCGGCUUGGCGAGAGCUUUCUUGGAUUCGAGGGUUUCGAACCUCUCGGCCCCCCACCUGGCCAGUUCUCCGGCGAUUCCCGCCCCCGCCCCCUGGCGGAAGGUUCUCGAUUUCUGGAUCCUCUUCGGUUCUUUCUGCCUCUCGCUGGAGGGAUCUUAGUCCUUGAAUUCCUACCGACCGCUCUGGAUUGCAGUUCUUGAUCCAUCCCCGCUUUGAUUCCUCCAGUUGCUUGAUCCGAAACACUGGAAAUCUGAGGGUUCUUGUGGGGUUUAUUGAUUGAGGAUGCGGCGUUGGGGAGGUGAUCCAUGGAGGUGAUGGCGGCUGUGAAGAUAGAGCAGAGCUGUGUGGAGAACAAGCAAUCAGCUGCUGCUUCGAGUUCAUCUCUCUCCGAGGGAAGUUAUGGCUUUUCUAGGAUGUCCCCUGCUGUUUCCAGCCUGGCGACAUCUUCGCCAUCACAUAGGAGGACUAGUGGCCCAAUAAGGCGAGCUAAGGGUGGUUGGACACCCCAAGAGGAUGAGACACUGAGGAAAGCUGUUGAAGCUUACAAGGGAAGAUGUUGGAAGAAAAUAGCUGAGUUUUUUCCUGAUAGAACAGAAGUGCAAUGUCUUCAUCGGUGGCAAAAGGUUCUCAAUCCUGAACUAAUAAAAGGUCCAUGGACUCCAGAGGAAGAUGAACAAAUCAUUACUCUUGUACAGAAGUAUGGGCCAACAAAGUGGUCUGUUAUAGCUAAAUCUCUGCCUGGCCGCAUUGGGAAACAAUGUCGGGAGAGGUGGCAUAAUCAUUUGAACCCUAUGAUAAAAAAGGAUGCUUGGACAGCAGAGGAGGAACUUGCUCUCAUGAAUGCUCACCGCAUACAUGGAAAUAAAUGGGCAGAAAUUGCAAAAGUUUUACCUGGAAGGACUGAUAACUCGAUAAAGAAUCACUGGAAUAGUUCAUUAAAGAAAAAGUUAGACUUCUACUUGGCAACUGGAAAACUUCCGCCGGUUCCAAAUCCUGCUGUGCACGGUGGUUCAAAAGAUAUAGUAAACCAGGCUAGUGGACAAUUAUUUCUUUCUUCAAAUAAAAGGUCAGAUACAAGUACUGAAGCUUUAUCAGAAACUGCUGGUUCAACCCAUUCUUGCCUGCCUUCCGAAUCAAGUAAAUUGGAAGAGCAUAGGGAGUCGUUGGAGUCCAUAACCAUACAAAUUUCUCGUUCAGAAGCUUUUACAGGUGUACAAAUAAUAGGACUUAAUACUUCUGCUGCUGAAUGCCAGGCACCAACCCUGCAAGUGGAUAAUUUGUGCAAUGGAUCUGAUCCAGGAGUAAGGUUGGGGAGUUAUAGUAACACUGGUGAAAUUGAUAAAGAUGACAAGAUACCUGGGAUAGCUCUGCACUCUGAACUUUCUUCUACAUUCGGUUCUCUCUGUUAUAAGCCACCUCAGUUAGAAGAUCUUGGUCUUUCUGUAGCUUCUGCUCUUUUAAGCACAUAUGAUCCCGCUCAGCAGUCAUACAGCUCAGGGACAGUUACAUCCCCCAUUGGCUACUCCACUCCACCCUUUGUGAGUGGAAAGAAUUCAGGUCAGCAUAGUGCUGAAUCUAUAUUAAAGAGUGCAGCUAGGAGCUUUCCUAAUACUCCCUCUAUUUUACGAAGAAGAAAAAGAGAGGGAGGCACACCUCUUCCACCUGAUAUAACUGUACAAACAGAUCGGAUAAAAAUCCAGGACAGUUCUUGUACUCCUAUAGAAGGAAAAUCUAGAAGUGACCCAGAGCCCUUGAAGUCUUCCAAAAGUCCAUGUGGUGAUGGUGGAGUUGUGCCACAUAAUAUUAAGACUUUCAAUGUUUCUCCUCCAUAUCGGUUGAGGUCCAAAAGAACUGCAAUUAUCAAAUCUGUGGAGAAGCAGCUUGAUUUUACAUCGAGGGAAGACAAUAUUGAUGGUAAAGCGAAGUCUCUGGGUUUGGCUAUCAAUGGCAGUUCUCAUAGCGCUGAUUGCAAUGGCAACCUUCCAAUCAUGCAGGGGAGGAAGCUGAGUGAAUGUCCAGUUGGAUUGGAAAGUUUGGCCAAUGACUUGGCCCAUACAACUAAGUUGGGUGUGACCUAAGCACCAACUGUUUGAAGUUUUACAUUGAUCCAGAAGGGUUGAAGCCUCGAGAUGUCUUCAUCACCAGAUGAUAGCUCCAAACAAGAAAAUUUGGGUAAAAAUUUCAUUGCGGAUUGAUAUUCUGGACAAAACCAGUCUCUGCAUCAUACAGAGUGGUGAGAAAAUCUAAGAAGCUUGCAUGUUCCACUGUUAACAGUUUGGAUAACAUCUCAUGUUGCAUGUAAUUUUUUCAGUACAGAACCAGGAUCUACAUAAAGUCAAGAUGUUCAGACGUUAGAAAAGGAAUAACUUGUACAUAGACCUUCACAAAAAGAUAAGUGGCUUUAGAACCUUUUAGUUGAAUAAGAGGUUCGGGUAGAAUUAUAUGCAUCACCCUUUCUUUCUAA
Messenger RNA from Elaeis guineensis (African oil palm), 2517 nucleotides. Its product is annotated as transcription factor MYB3R-3. Gene Ontology annotation, cellular component: nucleus. Gene Ontology annotation, molecular function: DNA-binding transcription factor activity, RNA polymerase II-specific; RNA polymerase II cis-regulatory region sequence-specific DNA binding. The record is from RefSeq and is a predicted model, not a curated record. Lineage: Eukaryota; Viridiplantae; Streptophyta; Magnoliopsida; Arecales; Arecaceae. Gene Ontology annotation, biological process: regulation of DNA-templated transcription.